Sphaerodactylus townsendi is the source of this 309-nucleotide messenger RNA. Its product is annotated as multicilin-like. The coding region runs from base 10 to 309 and encodes 99 amino acids. The transcript has 3 exons. Lineage: Eukaryota; Metazoa; Chordata; Lepidosauria; Squamata; Sphaerodactylidae. The record is from RefSeq and is a predicted model, not a curated record.
GGAAGCGCCAUGCAGGACUGCGGCGCCCGGCGAGCCUUUGGCCACCUCUGCCCCAACCGGGUGCAGGAUCUGGCCGAGCGGCUGGCCAGAAAGCCGGGCAAGGGGGAGAGGAAGGCUCCACGGAAGAUCCACCCGAGAAGCACUCCAGUGGCCAUUUAUUGCGACCCGGUUCCAGACCCUGUAGAUUUAGCGUUUGCUACCAUCGACUGGCAGGAUUUGGGCGACUGCAGCUCCGUCUUUCAACAAGAGCCUUCCAGAGUCCCUGUCCCAACCCAGCAGGUAACUGAAAUCUUGGAAGUUUUGGAAUAA